Messenger RNA from Leucoraja erinaceus (little skate), 3736 nucleotides. It is a transcript of the gene rrh, whose product is annotated as retinal pigment epithelium-derived rhodopsin homolog. Lineage: Eukaryota; Metazoa; Chordata; Chondrichthyes; Rajiformes; Rajidae. Gene Ontology annotation, biological process: visual perception; G protein-coupled receptor signaling pathway. The record is from RefSeq and is a predicted model, not a curated record. The coding region runs from base 1346 to 2374 and encodes 342 amino acids. Gene Ontology annotation, cellular component: membrane; photoreceptor outer segment. The transcript has 7 exons. Gene Ontology annotation, molecular function: G protein-coupled receptor activity.
GUAAGGGGUACAUUAAGUGGGAUGCUGCCUCGGCUCCAGCAUCUUGGUUCAAUCCUGACAUCCAGUGCAUUCCUGUGGCCAUGUGGAGUUUCCCCAGAAGCCCUGGUUUCCUCCCAUCCCAAAGAAAUGCAGGUUAGUGGGUUAUUUGGCCAAUGUAACUUGCCCUUGAGUAUGUUGGUUAUAGACAUCAUUUUGGAGGUAGUUGAUGGGAAUCUGGGGAGAUAAGGAUAUAUGAAAGACGGGAGAAUGUGAUUAUAUCACAGACUCUGGCCUGAGUGACCUCCUUUACUGUAAUCCCGUGAACAGUGAAUUUUAAAAUGUUUCAUUCUAGGGGAGGUGGGAGGAUCACUGAUAUAACUGGAAUCUCGUCAAAAUAAUUGUUCAUCUACCCGAGUGGACACAUAAUGGAAAUGUUGUAAGUUGGCAUGGCAAUCAGUCCCAAGCUUAAAAUUUCCCUCAAUCCCAUAAUUGGAUCAAAUGACCUAAGAGGAAAUUUAUUUUUAUAAUUGACUGGAGCUGUGCACAGAUAACUUUAAUAGCCUCUGAAUCUGGGCAAAAAUGUGAUCAGUAGACCUUUUGAAAACCUAGAAUUGAAAUGGUUAAGCACAUUUUAAAAUUCAGCCAGUCGAUAAAGUUCUUUGUUUAACAAUAGAACCAGUAGUGACUUUAUCUCUUGAUACUGCUUCUUGUGUUUCCCAAUGUUUUACCCGUGAUCGCCUCAGCUCUUAUAAUCCUUUGCUACCCUGGAUGCGUUCCAAGUCUACGUCUUUGCCUGAAAUUCUAAUUAAGUUUUGGGCAUUAUGUUUGAGAGAGAAAACUGCUCCACAAUUUGGUAAGUGCUUUGGCUACUAGAUGUCUUAUCAUUACCUUUAGCAUCUAAGCUAGUAAAGCAUCUGUGGCAGAAAUUAAUUUGAGUAAAAACUGAAUUUGUUAAAUGAAAACUAAUGGGCAUAUAAGCAGCCUAAUCUUAUAUAACACAAGCAAACCAACAUUCCAUCCAACUACAAAGAGACCAUUACUUUGCCCUCCCCUCUCUGAGUCCCUUUCUAAACUAACUCUUAGUUGAACAGAGUUUUUGAUCCUGAAAAGUAUUAGUGGGAUUUUCUGGAUUUUGAGUGCACAAAGUACCAGAUUUGUGGUGCUCUUUGUUCAAGUAACUAAGGAGUUUGUGUUCCAGAUUUUAAAACCUUUCACUGGUUGAUCCAUUUAACCUUUCAGUGAUCAUAGUAACGGCAAGCCAUUUUUGUGUGAGAAACGAGUCCUUGCCUCCAAAUUUGCAAUUGAAUAGAUCCCAACUGAAUUUACCCGAUUGUAUUUGAAUAAGAAGGGAUUCCUAACAGCAGUAAUGGAAGAUGCUCUGGAAAAUAUCCCCAGGAACAAUAUCAAUUCAUCUACAAAUUCCACUGAAUUGGAGCCCAAAUCUGCGUUUAUGCAAUGGGAGCAUAACAUUGUUGCAGCAUACUUAAUAACAGCAGGAAUAUUAAGUCUGCUCAGCAACAUAAUAGUAUUAAUAAUGUUUGCUAAGUUCAAGGAGUUCCGCACAGCAACCAAUGCAAUCAUUGUGAACCUGGCUCUCACUGACAUUGGGGUGAGUGCCAUUGGCUACCCCAUGUCGGCUGCUUCAGACCUGCAUGGUAGUUGGAAAUUUGGUUAUUCGGGAUGUCAGGCAUACGCGGCGCUAAAUAUCUUUUUUGGGAUGGCAAGCAUUGGAUUGCUUACAGUGGUUGCUUUUGACCGGUACCUGACCAUUAGUAAGCCCGACCUAGGGAGGAAGAUGACUGGUGCGACCUACACAGCUCUGAUCACAGUUGCCUGGGCAAAUGGCCUGUUCUGGGCCCUCAUGCCAGUAAUGGGUUGGGCAAGCUAUGGACCUGAUCCAACAGGAGCCACUUGCACCAUUAAUUGGAGAAACAAUGACUCGCUAUUUGUUUCCUAUACCAUGACAGUGAUUGCAGUUAAUUUUGUAUUGCCGCUAUCAAUCAUGUUCUUCUGUUACUACAAUGUGUCAAAAACAAUGAAAAGAUUCGCACAACACAGUGGUAUGGAAAAUAUAACCUUGGAUUGGUCUGAUCAACUGGAUGUAACCAAGAUGUCUGUCGUGAUGAUUGUGAUGUUUCUCGUGGCUUGGUCACCUUACUCUAUUAUCUGCUUAUGGUCGUCUUUUGGGGACCCAAAACUCAUCACACCUGCCAUGGCAAUUAUUGCUCCACUUUUUGCCAAGUCAUCCACUUUCUACAAUCCCUGUAUUUAUGUUAUUGCAAAUAAGAAGUUUCGAAGAGCCAUCAUCACAAUGAUACGCUGUCGGACUCAACAGGAUCUAACCAUCAGCCACACUCUACCAAUGACCACCUCCCGGACUCCUUUAGCAGAAUAAAACACAUUACACUUAAAUCUGCUUCAAAAAUCUGCACCAUUGUACUCUGUGAUAAAUGGUUUUGCCUUCACCUUCUCAUCUGUUAAGGGCCUGUCCCACUUGGACGACCUAAUCCACGAGUUUAGAAGACACUAGACGAGUUGAAAAAUAUGUCACGGUCGUGUUGACUCGCCAAAGUAAAAGACCUACGUCUACGGCCACGUACGACUAUGUCCACGACCUCCUACGACUAUGUCUACGACCUCCUUCGACCCCCUCGACCUCAGUCUUCCACACCUAAGACCAACUACGACUAGCUACGAGUGGAAAAUAAUCACAUGAUAAAAUGAUGUCAUGUUUGCAUUUUUUUUCUCGGGCCAGUUACCGACCUACGACUACCAUCACGACCUACUACGACCUAUCUAUGACCUACCUACGAGUAAAAUCCAUUUUUUUCAAGCCAACCUUUUUUUUACUAGUGGACAUUGUUUUAUCAGGCUGGAAAAAAAGCCGCAACCUACUCAAGUCCGCGGAGACCACUCACGAGUAUGAGGAAGAGUUACAAAGACUUUCUACGACCUUGUGGCGACCAUGUUGCGAGUAUGAGUCAAGGGAAAACUCGGCACAGGUCGCCAAUUGGGUCGUGAAAGUGGGACAGGGGUUUUAGACUUUGAUUUUGUCUUCCACUGAUGUUAAAAUUACUUUAGAUAUUUUUAAUUCCAAACUGAAUCGUGAACAUAACUGAGUGUAAUUUUACAAAUCUUUGUUUUGUGCCCUCCAUUUCUUUGUCUAGUUUACAAGAGGGUGAUGAUUUUGGGUGAAAAUCUUGCUACACAACCCGCUUCCCACAAGCCACGCUGCAUUAUAGAUCUCUCUCAUUUAUUUCCAUUGGAUUUAGUUGUUAGUAUCCUUGUUGUAAUGCAAUGGUCUGCCAAGAAAGGGGUAAAAGUUUGCAAAAUGUGCCCGAGUCGGCAGUCACAAUGUCUGUUCUCGCUGCAUGAGCUAAAUUUGACAAAUUAGCAAAGGAGAUGCGGUAACGCAGGAAUGAUUCGGCAGAAGAAUAGAACAAGAUAACGUACAAGGUGACCAUGCUCCAAGUCACUUCGGCUGUGCUCAAUGCACGGACUAAGUGACUGAAGUCUGGAAACCAAAUAUAAAGGAAACAAAUGCAAAGCCCACUGGUUUGGGAUUUCACCUUCGGACUGGAUUGCGACCGGCACCAAGGAGAUGGCAGCAGACACGAACCCCUGCCUUCUUAGAUUCGGUAUCCCCCUGGCGAUAAGUAUUUGGCUUGUUUGUAAGAACAAUCUUGUAAGAGAGUGUACUACAAAAUAAAAUGGCUGUCUGCUGCCAAAAUCAUUAUAACCUCGUCCGUGAGAAUCA